AUGGACGCGGCACUGCUCCACAGCCUGUUGGAGGUUAACUGCAGCCUGGCGCUGGCCGAAGAGCUGCUCUUGGACGGCUGGGGGCCACCCCUGGACCCCGAGGGUCCCUACUCCUACUGCAACACGACCUUGGACCAGAUCGGAACGUGCUGGCCCCGCAGCGCUGCCGGAGCCCUCGUGGAGAGGCCGUGCCCCGAGUACUUCAACGGCGUCAAGUACAACACGACCCGGAAUGCCUAUCGAGAAUGCUUGGAGAAUGGGACGUGGGCCUCAAAGAUCAACUACUCACAGUGUGAGCCCAUUUUGGAUGACAAGGAGCAUCCGCUGUCUGCGGAAUGUGAUUCACUGGAACCUCAUCACCACCUUUAUCCUGCGAAAUGUCAUGUGGUUCCUGCUGCAGCUCAUCGACCAUGA
Rhinopithecus roxellana (golden snub-nosed monkey) is the source of this 414-nucleotide messenger RNA. Its product is annotated as corticotropin-releasing factor receptor 2-like. Lineage: Eukaryota; Metazoa; Chordata; Mammalia; Primates; Cercopithecidae. The transcript has 4 exons. Gene Ontology annotation, biological process: adenylate cyclase-modulating G protein-coupled receptor signaling pathway; long-term synaptic potentiation. Gene Ontology annotation, molecular function: corticotropin-releasing hormone receptor activity; peptide hormone binding; G protein-coupled peptide receptor activity. The record is from RefSeq and is a predicted model, not a curated record. Bases 1 to 414 code for a protein of 137 amino acids. Gene Ontology annotation, cellular component: axon terminus; plasma membrane; dendrite.